Fonsecaea monophora is the source of this 2442-nucleotide messenger RNA. RefSeq lists its product as hypothetical. Lineage: Eukaryota; Fungi; Ascomycota; Eurotiomycetes; Chaetothyriales; Herpotrichiellaceae. Bases 1 to 2442 code for a protein of 813 amino acids. The transcript has 2 exons. Gene Ontology annotation, cellular component: nucleus. Gene Ontology annotation, biological process: nucleobase-containing compound metabolic process; establishment of sister chromatid cohesion. The record is from RefSeq and is a predicted model, not a curated record. Gene Ontology annotation, molecular function: hydrolase activity, acting on acid anhydrides, in phosphorus-containing anhydrides; DNA helicase activity; DNA binding.
AUGGAGCCUACCCAAGCCAAUUUCUGUCACCCUUACCAGCCUUAUUCCAUCCAGCUAGAUUUUAUGAGAGAACUCUACCGCUGCAUAGAGGGGAGGAAGGUGGGAAUCUUUGAAUCUCCUACAGGCACUGGCAAGUCAUUGAGCUUGAUCUGUGGUGCUUUGACCUGGCUCCGAGACCAUGAACAACGGGCACUUCAAGGUCUGACGGAUGGAGGUGAGCCGCUUGACUGGCUUUUAGAGGCUGAAAAAACCACCCAACGUCGUGAGCUACUUCUUGAACGCGAGGAGCUUGAGUUGAGGCUUUCCAGAAUCCGUAGAGAAGAAGCAUCCCGCCGACGGCGUCAACACGACGCGAAAGCUUCCAAGAAACCUCGAACUAAGAUUCCAAACGACGAGGGUAAUGCUCCAGAUGAGGAUGAGUUUACGUUGGAGGACUACGACAGCGAGAGGGAAGAGACGAGCAUUGCAAACUACUCAACCGCCGGCCUCUCGAGCUCAACUCAAGCCCUGCUCGACAAGCUACAAGGCCCAAUGAGAACUAAUGUUGAAGAACAAGAAGAAAAAGAUCGACUUAAGAUUAUCUUUUGUUCGCGCACUCACUCUCAGCUCACACAAUUCGUGAAUGAGCUGCGCCGUGUCAAACCUCCUCCAUCCCUUUCUUUAGAAGCUGCAGAUUUCGCACACAAGCCUUCGCUUGAGGAACGAGUUAAACAUCUUGCUCUAGGCUCACGAAAAAAUUUGUGCAUCAACAGCAAAGUUGCAGGACUGUCGUCUGCUUUCGCAAUCAAUGAGCAAUGUCUCGAACUGCAGAAGCCUGCCACUCCCAAAGACAAAAAAUGUCCCUAUAUCCCUGCAAGAGACGAUAAAUCAAAAGUCGAAGAUUUUCGAGACCGAGUUGUUGCAGAGGUUCGCGACAUCGAAGAUACGAGUCGUCUAGGCAGGGAAAUGCAACUCUGUCCCUAUUAUGCUUCUCGAGCAGCCAUAACCAUGAGCGAGGUGCUCACGUUGCCCUAUCCUCUCCUCCUACAAAGGUCCGCCCGUGAAGCUUUGGGGGUCUCCGUGAAAGACAAUGUUGUGAUCAUUGAUGAGGCUCACAAUCUUAUGGAUGCCAUCGCAGACACCUUCUCCAUCUCACUGCGUUUGAGCCAGCUCGAAGAAGGUGCUCGGCAAGUUACUGCUUACGCGGGUCGCUUCAAAAAUCGCUUGAAAGGGAAAAAUCGUGUGUAUGUUAUGCAAGUGAUACGGUUGCUGAAUUCGAUGACCGACAGUCUGCGUGGCACGUUGCAAAAGACGACUUCAACUGAAGUAACUAUAACGGCUGCACAACUUAUGGCCGGGAAAGGCGUCGAUCAGAUCAAACCCCACAAACUCUUGCAAUACCUACACGAAAGUAAGCUCUGCCACAAGGUUGAGGGAUACUCCGAGAUGCGACGAGACCACUCUGAUUCGAAUCAAGGCAAGGGUGCCUUGCUGCAGUUUCAAAACUUUCUGAUAGUAUUGAUGAAUCCGGACGACGAAGGACGAUUCUUCAUAAGCCGACAUGAUGACGAAGUUGUCGUCCGAUACACGCUGCUCGACCCCAGAGAGCAUUUUCGACAAAUAGUUCAAGAUGCUAGAGCGAUCAUUCUGGCAGGCGGCACCAUGUCCCCCAUGUCCGACUAUUCGGAUUAUCUCUUCUCAUAUCUCGACAAAGAUCGGCUGCGGACAUUCAGCUUCGGCCAUAUAGUUCCCCCUUCUCACCUAUUCGCUCAGGCCGUUGGGAGGGGACCUUCUGGCAUUGAGUUCGAUUUCAGCAUCGUGCCGGAUGGGGUUGUGGUAUUCUUCCCAAGCUACGAUUAUCUCGCACGAGUGGUUUCAAUUUGGCAGCGCCUACCAGCUCCCCGGUCAGUAAUGCAAGCGCUUGGUAACGUCAAGGCAACUUUUCAGGAAUCCAAGUCAAUCGCUGUCGAUCAACUACUGCAGGAAUACGCCGCCGCCGUGGAUAGCGGGAGAGGGGGCCUGAUGUUGUCAGUUGUGGGUGGAAAGCUUUCAGAGGGCAUCAACUUCUCAGACAAACUCGGUCGGGCCGUAAUUGCAGUUGGUCUUCCAUUCCCAAAUGCUAACGGAGCGGAAUGGAGGGCCAAGAUGGAACAUAUUGAGGGGAUUCGAUAUGAGCACUGCAAAAGCCAGGGGAAGACGGAAGCAGAAAGCAGGGCCGAGGCGAAAAGUGCGAGCAGAGGGUACUACGAAAACACCUGCAUGAGAGCUGUGAAUCAAAGCAUCGGACGAGUAAUCCGGCACAGAAACGACUAUGCUGCGAUCUUGAUGCUCGACAGACGGUUUUCAACAGAGAGGAUAUCUCGUAAGUUGCCUGCCUGGAUACAUGGAAGCAUGAACAACAGCUUGCGGGACUGGUCAGACAUAGAAAAGGACGCAGAGGUCUUUUUCCGUGACAAGCGAUGA